UCCAUCCACGGUAACCUCCUACUUUUUUAAACGAACCUUUGAAAAAACACACCAGGAUGCAGCAUGUUUGGUUCGUUUGCAAAAAUACUUUCCAUCAUAUGCAUAUUAAACAUGCAUUAACACUAAAUUACCGUAUAAUGAUGUUAAAUAAAAUUUUACAAAAAAAGUAACUAUCUAUGUACAAUAUUAUUAAUAUUAAUGAUCUCGCAUGUGUGUAAAUGAAACAGUGAGAGAAGUGGUGUGUUGGCAAUGAUUAGAACGAAAUAGUUCCAUAGCCAAAAUAUAUAUUUUUUGACUUUCCGCGUGUAUUUAAGAAUUUGUUUGGGUAUUUGUUAAGUUUGAACAUUUUUUUUAAAUCUCUGGUGAAAUAAAAACGUUAUGUUAACGGUAAAAAAAUAUUACGUGCCGAAACCGUGGUCGCGCAUUAAUAAUGUUAAUAGUCACUUGUUUGUUUUCUCUUUCAGCCGUUUGUCUGCAGUUACGCCAUAUUGCAGUGUGUUUUAAUAUAUUACUGACCGUGAAAUAACGUACAGUUUGUGUUUCAGGAUUUUGUGUUAAUAUUGUGUAUUUUAACUUUGUUAUAUUAUUUAUUAUCUACUAUUGUAAUGAUGGAAUUUGUUAUCGUUUUGAUAUUUUGUGUGGUUCUUGUGAUUGCUGUAAUGGUAAUUGGUUCCGGGAUGGGGAAAGCUACUUCUUCGCAGCGUCAGAUGGACAUCAUUAACGUCGCUCAGAACUUAUAUGUUUUAAUUAGGAAAGGCGACUUGAAGAAAUGUGACGUUACGCAGACGACCGCGUUUCUUCUCAACAUCGCAAAGUCAACUGUUCUCAAGUACUACAAGAAAGACAUUGAAGAAGUUUCAACACCAGGAAAAAAGAGGAAAAAAAGGCCACAGGAAGGAAAGUCACUUGACACAGUCGACGAUUUCACAGUAAAUGCAAUCAGGAAUGCAAUUUACAGGAUGUACGCUGAAGGUUUGAAUGGUACAGUCGACACCAUUUUGAAAGAAAUCAGGGAAAGACAAAUAGAUUAUUAUGGUGGAAGAUCAAGUCUUCAUAAAUUGUUAAAGAAGAUGGGAUUUUCAUGGACAACUGUUGAUGGACGAAAAGCUUUGAUAGAGAAUGAAAACAUAGUAUUGCAGCGAAUAGAUUUCUUGAGAAAGUAUAAAGAAGAAAAAGAAAGAGGUGCCAAUUUCAUAUUUGUUGAUGAAACAUGGAUUUUCCAGAGAGGAACUGUAUCAAAGUCAUGGCAGGACAAGAGUCUACAAUCUGCGAAGAGACGUACUGUUGGAGAUGGUCAGAAGACUGCAGACUACCAUGGCGAGAUGAAUGGGGAAACUUUCUUGAUGUGGUUUGAAGACAUGUUGGUGCAUCUUGAGGAACCCAGUGUCAUUAUAAUGGACAAUGCUUCAUAUCACAGCACCCAGGUUGAGAAAACACCUACAACGAACUGGACCAAGGAUGCACUGAUCGCGUGGCUGGAGAAGAAUGAGAUAAAACAUGAAAAUAAUUUGUUGAAAGUGGAGCUGCUGAGAAUAGCUAAACAAAACAAGCCCCGAAUACGAUGGGCGAGGUGUGUGGAUCACGUGGAGAAGCUAAUUCAAGCAGACUGGGAGAGAGAAGUCCACAUAUACAGCGGCACCAUUCCUCCACUCAUCAUCCACCUCGGCAAGGAUAGUUCAAGUGAAGACAGUGACAGCGAAGAAUUUGAGGUUACGACACAGCAAGUAGAUGGAGACAGUGAAGUACUGGCAGUUCCUCUUGAUGAUUUACCCGGGUGUUCUUAUUGAGGUCUGUAUGUAAUAAACACCUGGGCAACUGUAAGUAUUGGGGUUUGAAACAUUUUUUUUUCUUUUAUGCAUUCCCAUUAAGUAUGUUGAUUACUGGAACUUUAUGUAUUAACUUUAUAUUACACAUAUUAUGAUAAAUUUAUAAUAAAUUUCAUUUCUGGAUUCGUAUAGGUGUAUGUGAAACAUUUUAUUUUGUUGUGUGUCUUCAUUUUUCAGUGAACUUACUUGGAAAACAAAAAGCCAGUCCCCAUCCAGGGCCACAAAUAAAUAAUGCAUAUAAGUGGUAUAGAAAUUACUGUCAAUUCUUUACCACAAUUUUACUGUUCAUAAAAUUAUGAUUUUGUCUAAUAAGUAUACUCAGGAAAAUGUAUAUAACCAUAUUUUUAUUUGUGGCCUUAACCGGCGAAAUGGUAGGGGUUUAUUAAAUAAAAGAAGAAAAUUCAUUUUUAAAUGUUUUCAUCUGAAUUUGUUAAUUUUAUUAAACCUUCAAUCCUUAGUCUUUUCCAGAUUGCUUAGAUGGACAGCCAUAUGUAUAAUUUACAAUACUUUUUUUUUCAGAUGCAGAAAACUGUGUUGAACUGUACUAAAGGAUGAUAUUUAUUGCUUACAUAAAUGUUGUAAAUUUAUAUGUUCUCCUAAAAAUUUACUUUAAAUUAUAUGUUAUUUCUUUAGCUAACAAACUUAUUUUUUAAUAUUUUUACCAUUGGGUAUCAUAAAUGUUAUGAACAUAUACAUGUAU
This is a messenger RNA of Bacillus rossius redtenbacheri, 2526 nucleotides long. RefSeq lists its product as uncharacterized. Lineage: Eukaryota; Metazoa; Arthropoda; Insecta; Phasmatodea; Bacillidae. Gene Ontology annotation, molecular function: nucleic acid binding. The transcript is spliced from 7 exons. Bases 606 to 1787 code for a protein of 393 amino acids. The record is from RefSeq and is a predicted model, not a curated record.